CGCACGCGUGCCUAUGCGCACUCGCGGAGUCUCGAAAAACACUUUCUCGCACCACGGAGCAUCCGUACGGGACGUCCGGCAACGGAAGGUCCGACGUGGCGAACGUCGGCUGGCCUUGCUUAACGGGAGAUAGCGAAGGCAGCGGUCACCCAAAAGGACCGGCACCGAGGCAACCUGAACGCGUACGUGGGAAAAACGAAGACGGAACGGCCGCAGAGCGGCUCGCCCCUAACCCGCCCGCAGCGGCGUCAGCGUGUCCCAGAAGGGGCAGACGAUCGGAGUGUCCGGAAAAAUACCGUUGACGAUUAGUGCAAGCAGAAAGAGGUUUAGGGCGGGCGCCGAUCACCCCGAUGCUGUUCUCGUUUACAACUCGACGCCCCCGACAUCAAGGUCAGUGCGAAGACGAGGCAACCGCAAUCGCUCCUCUUUUAUUUGGUCAACGGCAGGCAAGGAGUUCCGUUUCUCCUUCGUAGAGAAGAGGUUCAGUUUCUUUCGUUUUUUUUAUUUUUUGCUUUACAUAUCCAAUAAUAUUUGUCGAAGCGGUCGAACGGCUUUUGUGCUCCGUAAUCGCAGAGUAGCUGUACCUUGUGUCGUAGACGCCAGGAAACCUUUGAUCUCCAGUAUCUGAGGGUGUUUCCCUCUCCAUCGUCGUUUUACUUUCGAUAACCUCUUUUCACCGAGACCGGCCCAAGCGGCUGCCACUGACUACUUCCAUGGAGACGAGGUAAGAAAGACCGAAGAGAGGACGCAACGAAUAUCUUGCAAACAACGCCCGAAGACAGGGGCGCUUUUGCCGACGGGAACUGUGUGCGCGCGCGUGUUACAUCACGUUGACAGAAGUGUGUCGCUGCAAGGUUGAACUUUUUUUUUUUUUGUCGCGCGCUUGCUGGAAUUGUGAUCCUUCGAAGGACGUGGACCCUGACCAACGUGCAACUUGUCGAAGACUGCAGGAAGACCCUGGAGAAAUUGAGUUGAACUUGGAUGCGACAUUUCAAUGAACGGCAGCGGAGAGACGACAAUGAAUAGCCGAAGGGGAUUCAUGUGAUUACAAAUUUGGAACGUCGGCCGUGAGGAAGGAAGUCACGUUCAAGAUAACCUUUUUCUGAAGCUGGUGAUAACAGCAGCCUUUUUACAUCGUCGAGCUUUUUUUGUACUCGUACCGCAAGCCUCCGAAAACGCUGGAAGUCCGUUAAAGCAGGUCACACUUUCUUAACGAGCCUCGCACGGAUAUCUCAACGGGAACACCUCACCUUUGACACUUCCUCUGCGAUCGAGAAUCUCGUCUACGUGUUCUACGGUAUAAAAAACAAAAUCUACCUAUUGGUUUAAACGCAGUGCUCUAACAACUUUUGAGCCGACGAGGGUCCCACCAAAGACUUGUUUUUUCCAAUCAAUCGAUUAGGUUAUCAAUCCUCAACGUACCGUUUGACGUCCGAUUUUCGGUCAGCCCAAGCAAAAGGUAUAUCCAACUUGGGAAGCCAGGGACUCCAAAAUCGGCCACCACACACGUACACACACACACACUCCAAGUGUCAAAUCAAAACUCGCAGAGAAAGUGCGCGCUACGGCCAAGGAACUCCGAGGAAAAUCUCGCCAGUGAGACACCACGCACGCGAGCCAAGGACCAAUCGUCGCAGCUAUGUGGGCCACCACGCGAAGUAGGCAUUCCAUCGUACGUGCCCUUUUGGCCAUCGCAGUUUCAAUGGCGCUGCCGCCGCGCAGUGGAGGACAGCUGCAACGAGACUUCUACUCCUCAGUUUCCAACCUGCUGGACCUGGUGAAGCACGAGCAAGAAGUAAGCCUCAUGCUUCUGGCCUAUGCGGAACGCCUGAAGGCGCUGCAGUCAAACAUCAUCAGCUUUGUGGAGACGAGACAGCCUUACCAUGAUCUGCGCACUCCUGCGGAGGUAUCUGACUACAUGAAACAUCCUGUACACGCCUUCCACCUAAUGAAAAGGAUGAUCGUUGAUCUGGGUGCCAUCGAGUCGCAGAUACAUGAACUGUACGCAUCAGACCCCCUGCACAACAUAACCGCAAUGCGCGCCAACAGACUGCUUCCCUGGGAAGAGGACUUCAACGGCGUCGCCGUUUCAAUCGCGCGCCUUCAGGACACCUACCUCCUGGACAUGGACAGCCUCGUCAGCGGUCACCUGACCAUUACGUCACGGGCGCGGAACCGCACCGUGCCCGGACGCAUUCCGCUCACUGCUCGUGACUGCUACUUCAUGGGCCAAGUGGCGGUGCACAACGGCUUCUACGACCGGUCCGUGGAGUGGGUGGAGAGCGCCAUUCACAAAGCGACAAAUGAGAAGCCACCGUCAGUCCCCACAGAGGAUCUCACGAAGUAUCUGGACUUACUCAUCAAAAAGCACGACGAUGUACUGGACUCCAUGGGAAAAGCCGGACAGUACUGGCAGACGUACGGUGUGCCCGUGCGCGAACGAAAAAAGAAAGCGCUGCAGUUCCAAACCAAAUUGUUCGAGGACAAGCUCACCUUCGCGCAGGAGACACAGAACUACAAGCGUCUCUGCCGCGGAGAACAGCUGAGGACGCCAAAGAUGGACAGCCAGCUUCGGUGCCGCUACUACUACGGCAGGCACGGCUAUCUGCGGCUUCAGCCUGCGAAGAUUGAAGAGGCCAACCUGAAGCCGUACAUCAUCACCUUCCACGACAUCAUCGGUGACCGCGACAUAAACGACCUACUCGCGUACGCAACGCCUAGGCUUUUCCGGUCUACGCACUACGGGGAACACGGAAUGGAGACAUCUCUGAUCCGCACCAGCUCAACUGCUUGGCUCGGCGACCAGGAUGCACCCGUGGCAACGAGGUUAAAUCGAUUCAUCGAGUCCCUGCUUGGUCUAGGCACGCAAUACCUGAAAGGGGAAGCGGAGUUCUACCAGCUUGCCAAUUAUGGCGUAGGAGGCCAGUACAUCGCUCAUCAUGACUUCCUCGCCGAUAUCUACGCCGACCCAACUCGAAAGCUGGAUGACUUCGAGCGCUCGGCAGGAGAUCGAAUAGCUACGCUGAUGUUUUACUUAAGUGACGUCGAGGAAGGAGGAGCGACGGUGUUCCCUCAUUUAGGAGUCCGAUUAACCCCCAAAAAGGGAAACGCCGCCUUCUGGUGGAACCUCAACUCAGACGGAGAGGGGGAGCAGCUGACAAAGCAUGGAGGCUGCCCCGUCCUGUACGGUUCAAAAUGGAUUGCAAACAAGUGGUUCCGCGCCAACAGCAACCUGUUCCGACUGCCCUGCUCACGGAAUCGCAGCCAACCUCUGGCUCCACUCGUGUGAACCCUACUGGACUCUCGUCGCUCGCACAGAGCCCUCCUCUUAAGUCAUGCCAAUGAAUAUGUGUCUUUGUCCGUCUAUUUAAAUACUCAUGCUAAUAAAUGUUACGACUUGUAUUUAAAGACGAAA
This is a messenger RNA of Rhipicephalus microplus (southern cattle tick), 3415 nucleotides long. RefSeq names its product prolyl 4-hydroxylase subunit alpha-1. The record is from RefSeq and is a predicted model, not a curated record. Gene Ontology annotation, cellular component: endoplasmic reticulum. Gene Ontology annotation, molecular function: L-ascorbic acid binding; protein binding; procollagen-proline 4-dioxygenase activity. NCBI's taxonomy places the organism in Eukaryota, Metazoa, Arthropoda, Arachnida, Ixodida, Ixodidae. Gene Ontology annotation, biological process: peptidyl-proline hydroxylation to 4-hydroxy-L-proline.